AUGAAUGUGGAAAUGAAGGCCCUGAGCACCCUGUCAAGGGACUUGUUUCCCCGUGCCAGCAAUCGUGACCGCAGCAGCAAAAGCAAGGAUUCCCCUGGUGCCGCAGAGAAAACCUGUGAUUCAGGUCAUGAAGACAAUGACAUCCAUAUAACCUCUUUGCAACAGAUAAAAACUGUGACAGAACAGGUGGUACAUGGUGGUGAAAAUCCUGCAUCUGCCCAGGCAGCCAAGCCCACUGUGAUGUCCCAGCCCCACCACUACAUGACAGCGCUAGUGGGGCCGUUGGAGCCCCUAUUUCACUCUGGAAUCCUGAGGACAAUGUCUCACAGAGAUGUCCGAGCCCAGCUGUUCCUGCAAAGCUUCCUCACGUGGUCAGACACUGUAGAAAUGCUGCGUGUGGCUGGGCACCACUCCGUGUACAAGUCGGGUUGGCUGUACCCGGUCUACAUAUUCAGUUACAUAUCUCUCCUGAGAAUGGUCUUCACGCCUAAGAACCCUCUUCUCAGUUCCAUGGGGGUCCUGCUACAGGAUUUCCCCUUUAUUUUCCUUAGACUCAGUUUGAUCAUUGCCCUGGGGACUAUCACACCAGUACUGGACCUGUGUAAAAAUGUCCUAGUGACUGUCUCCUAUAUGUACUUCAAUUAUGUCACCAAACUCAGGCCUUUCUCUGCCUUUGAAACCUCUCCAUUUUAG
Molecule: messenger RNA, 693 nt
Organism: Onychomys torridus (southern grasshopper mouse)
Lineage: Eukaryota; Metazoa; Chordata; Mammalia; Rodentia; Cricetidae
Product: transmembrane protein 236-like
Exons: 2
Coding region: 1-693 (230 amino acids)
Source: RefSeq, a predicted model, not a curated record